Messenger RNA from Anopheles coustani, 1936 nucleotides. Its product is annotated as piggyBac transposable element-derived protein 1-like. The record is from RefSeq and is a predicted model, not a curated record. The transcript has 2 exons. The coding region runs from base 121 to 1902 and encodes 593 amino acids. NCBI's taxonomy places the organism in Eukaryota, Metazoa, Arthropoda, Insecta, Diptera, Culicidae.
AAGCGACUUUCUGCUUACAGAUUUGUGUAGUUGCGUACUUGAUUCAAAAGCGCAGAAGAUUGGUGAAAUUUUAAAUCUUCACAUUCACCAAACAACUCUCUUGGUAUCGUUACCAUCGACAUGUCUGGUACAUUGCAGAAUGUAAACAACCUUUGGCAAAUUGUAGACGGCUGGGAUGAUGAAGAAAUGGACGAUGAGGUGGAUAAUGUAGACUACGUCGUAGAGUACAUUGAUCCAGAGGACGAACCACCGGAAGUGCAUGAGUUUCCAAUCGUAGAGGAUGACGAAGAGGAAGUGGAGUCUAAGCAUACCGUUCAACUACACUGUGUACAGAUUGCUAACGGAGAGAUAGAAAACUCGGUUUGGUCGGCAACGCCUCCCGACAAGCCGAAUGUAUCCACAAAUGCGGGCCGCAAAAUUGCCCAAGCCAAAGCAGGUCCCCUGGGACUGGCAAAAGCGGCAAAAUCUCCAUCCGAGUGCUUAUCGCUUUUUCUUGAUGCCGAUGUUAUCGCUACGAUCACCGAACAUACCAACGAGCGUAUAAGUGUGGAAAAACAGAAUUACGCCCGACCCAGGGAUGCAAGCGACACGAACGCUGUGGAAAUAAUGGCUUAUUUGGGAAUCCUGUACAUCGCAGGCACGGUCCAAGAUGGUCGCCAAAAAAUCGAUCACCUUUUUGAGGCCAAAAAAGGCACCGGAAUGGAGGCGGUUUUUCUUACGAUGGGUAUCCAUCGAUUCACUUUCCUGAGCCGGUGCCUGCAGUUUGAUGAUCCGGCAACGACAGAAGAGGAGACGGAUACCGACAAACUGGCACCGAUCCGGGCGAUCUAUGAGCGCAUCAUUACCAACUUCCAGAAAUUCUUUCGCCCCGGUCGGUUGCUUGCAUUAGGGGAACAGUUGACACCGUUCAAGGGUGCUUGUGAAUUUCGUCAAUCUAUUCCAGCGAAACCGAGCGGUGGGCUUAAGUGCCACUUGCUAGUUGACUGCGAAAUUCCGUAUACUUGCAACAUGGAGUUAUGUGUUCCGAAUAAUCACAAACCGUAUGACUUAAGCUACGAUCCAACAGACGUUGCCAUGCGAAUGACCGAGCCCGUGCAAGGUAAACACAAGACGAUUAUUAUGUCACCCAAGUUCACCUCGCUGGAUACAAUUAAAAAGCUUCACGAUAGCCGAACAAUGCUGAUCGGAGAGGUGACGAAAUCCUGCAAGAAUAUACCUAAGCAGUUCACGGUCAGCAAAGGGCGCACCGAAAACGACACGCUGACUGCUUACCACGAAAUGGCAUCUUUGAUUUCACACAUGGUACGCAGUAAAGACCUGUUGAUUCUUAUGUCGUCCUAUCGUGAGGAAAGCUCCGACACGGACAGUAUGGACGGUGAUAAGGAGGAGUCGCCGGAUCCGAAAAUAGUUCAACUUUACAAUAGAACCAAAAACGUCGUCCAGCUGAUCCACCAAAUGUGCACCACGUACGACGUCUCAAGGAACACACGCCGAUGGCAAAUGAUCGUGUUCUUCAACCUGAUGAACAUCAGUGCCAUCAAUGCGUGGUGCAUCUAUCGUAUGAACCAUCCGGAGAGCAAUUUGGACCGGCGUGAGUUUCUGACCGAUAUGGCGCUGGAGCUAUUGCGCCCGCAGGCUCAAGUUCGACUCUACUUAAAAACAAUAACGCCACUGCUAAGGCAGCGAAUUGGAAUAUUUCUCGGCAUUGAAAAGGCUGAGUAUGAUAUUCGUCCGGUGUCUACGAAACGGGAUGGUGCACGUGGCCGUUGCUACAUGUGUGGACGGUCACGCAAUAAGACGACACGCAGUUCUUGCGACUCUUGUGGAAAAUUCGUGUGUAAUGAUCAUUAUGCUUGCAUCUGUUACGUAUGCUACGCUGGGGAUAGCGCUGUAACGAACUAAUUCGCAUUAUCAAAUAAAAUAAUACCUAAUUCCA